GUCAGGCCAUCUGCCGGGGUGGGACCCAGCGCCCGUGCUACAAGGUUGUGUACUUCCACGAUGUGUCCCGCAGGGUGGGCUUCCGGGAAGCCUUUGAGGCGUGCAGAAGAGACGGGGGGCACCUGGUGAGCAUCGAGUCGCAGGCGGAGCAGAGACUGAUAGAGAAGAUCAUUGCGCAUCUCUCGGCUUCCGACGGCGAUUUCUGGAUCGGGCUCACACGAGAAGAGGACCCAGACAACAGCACGGAAUGCCUCGACUUGUACUCCUGGUCCGACGGAACCUCCUCUGUGUUUCGGAACUGGUACAUAGAUGAGCCCUCCUGCGGAAGUGAAAUCUGCGUCGUGAUGUAUCACCAGCCCUCGGCGCCUCCUGGUGACGGCGGCCCGUACAUGUUUCAGUGGAAUGACGACAGAUGCAACAUGAAGAACAACUUUAUCUGCAAAUACUCUCUGGAAAAAGCAACCGUCACUUCUGAAACGAACGCCUCUCAAGCAGAUGCCGUAACGGAGCCUGCGAUGCUCGCACCCCCAGAAGAACCCGUUAAAGAAGAUGUAAAUAAUAUAACUGUCAAAGAAGCCAAAGAUCCUCUUUGGAGCCUUGCCUACAUCUUAGUCCCCAGCAUUCCUGCCUUGCUCCUCCUGUUGGUCAUCACAGCCAUCUUCAGCUUCUGGCUCUGCGCAAGAAGGAGACGGGAGCAGACGGAAGCAAAUAUAAAGGGUCAGGACACCUGGCUGUCUCCCCACAGGCAGACCAGCCCCAGUUUGGAGAUAUACAACGUCAUUAGAAAACAAUCGGAAGCCGAUCUAGGCGGGACCAGACCAGACAUUAAGAACUCUUCAUUCCGGGGCCGUUUGGGAGACGACGCUCCCGACGACCUCUCCGGAGACUAUGACAAUAUGGCCGUCAAUACCUCAGAAAGCGGCUUUGUGACGUUGGCCAGCACGGAAAGCGGUUUUGUCACCAACGAUAUAUACGAGCUGUGCAACGACAGAGUAGGGCGAAGCAAGGAGUCCGCUUGGGUCGAAAAUGACAUCUAUGGCUACUGAAGAAGAUCUGGCUCGGGGAUACUGACUAAAGCAGGAUGAUAUCUACUCAGGACCAGUUUUGGCACGCAAAGAC
Molecule: messenger RNA, 1119 nt
Organism: Gekko japonicus
Lineage: Eukaryota; Metazoa; Chordata; Lepidosauria; Squamata; Gekkonidae
Gene: LAYN
Product: layilin
Exons: 6
Molecular function (GO): hyaluronic acid binding
Source: RefSeq, a predicted model, not a curated record